GAAGACUCCCUGCCCGACGCCCUCCUGACCAAUUGGCAGGCCUUUCGUAACAAUUCAUUGUGACGUAUGAAGCCGAGCUCGUACCAGGUUACAGUCAAUGCUUAACGUCAGCUGUACCGAAUUAGCGACCACAUAUACCAACCUGAUCGUGGAGACGUUCGAACCUAGACUUUCGGUUUAUUUGAAACGCUUGGUUCGAUCGGUUCUCAACGAGUCAAAUCGCAAAUACACCAAUUCAAUUGUGGAGAAAUACUGCUAUCGAACUGUUUGCGGCGGUGAUCCAGUGUGGCCCGAUCGUGCUACGAUCUCCGAGGAAGAACGAGCGGCAAUCGACAAUAUUUGUCAACAAACUAACGCUGUUGAAAUGCCCAAACCCGUCACACCUGUGAGCCUGUCAUCUAAUCCGGGCGCUUAUAUCCCAAUGCUGAAAAUGAUUCUCUCACAAUACGAGCUUAAGCAUUCCCAGCACAACCAGCAAGAAGCGGGACAAGACGAACAUGCUGCUCUUCUCCGCCUGUUUUCACUGUUUCCGCUCCCGACGUUUAAAUGGCGAUACAUUGCAAUCAAUCCGAAUGUCCUUGCCGCCUUUUUGGGCAGAAGUAUACCGGGAACAUUUGAAGAAACUAACCGAUGGCUUCGGGACCGACGUGAUGUUGUUCAAAAGUUCUUCAGUGUCCCAAAAUGGUUCCGUUUCUACUCUGACCUGGAUUCCGAUGUUCGCUACAUCAGUCGUGAGGUGCAAGGGGCAGCCCUCACCAAUAUCUCUUUAUGCGGUCUUGAUCCGGGACGUACACACGUGUUUAUAGCCUCCUAUGGUCAGGGUGAAGAACGUCAUCAAGUGAGAAGAUGUUCCACCAAGGAAUACUAUACGCCUACCGGGUCUGUCACAUGCUAA
Messenger RNA from Radiomyces spectabilis, 895 nucleotides. RefSeq lists its product as uncharacterized. NCBI's taxonomy places the organism in Eukaryota, Fungi, Mucoromycota, Mucoromycetes, Mucorales, Radiomycetaceae. The coding region runs from base 98 to 895 and encodes 265 amino acids. The transcript is spliced from 3 exons. The record is from RefSeq and is a predicted model, not a curated record.